This is a messenger RNA of Bufo gargarizans (Asiatic toad), 1196 nucleotides long. It is a transcript of the gene TNNT1, whose product is annotated as troponin T1, slow skeletal type. The coding region runs from base 119 to 946 and encodes 275 amino acids. Gene Ontology annotation, biological process: sarcomere organization; regulation of muscle contraction; slow-twitch skeletal muscle fiber contraction. Gene Ontology annotation, molecular function: troponin T binding; tropomyosin binding. The transcript is spliced from 16 exons. The record is from RefSeq and is a predicted model, not a curated record. Lineage: Eukaryota; Metazoa; Chordata; Amphibia; Anura; Bufonidae. Gene Ontology annotation, cellular component: troponin complex.
CACACUAAAGCCUCGCUCCCUGCAGACGGCUCUGUUACAGAGCUGAAGUCAGAGGGUCCAAGCUGUCAGUCUGUCAUUCCCACCACUGUGUAAGGUGCAGAGGUGAAUUUCUGCCAUAAUGUCUGAUAUAGAAGAUGUGGAAUAUGAGGAGCAGCAGGAGGAAGAACAGGAAGAGGAAGUGGCUGAAGAGUCUGAACUGGAGGAGGAGGCAGCAGAAGAACCCACAGAAGAAGCUGAAGAAGUUACAGAGGAUUAUGGAGAACAUGUAGAAGAGGAGGAGCGCCCCAGGCCAAGACCCAUGCAGCUUGUACCUCCAAAAAUUCCAGAGGGAGAAAGAGUUGACUUUGAUGAUAUUCAUCGGAAGAGGAUGGAAAAGGAUCUCCUGGAACUCCAGACAUUAAUAGAUGUCCAUUUUGAACAACGCAAAAAGGAAGAAGAAGAGUUAAUUGGCCUAAAGGACAGAAUAGAAAAUCGUAGAUCUGAACGGGCAGAGCAACAGCGCUUCAGAACCGAGAAGGAACGAGAGAGACAAGCCAGAAUGGCGGAAGAAAAAAUGAGAAAGGAAGAAGAAGAGGCUAAAAAACGUGCUGAUGAUGAUGCCAAGAAGAAAAAAGUUCUGUCCAACAUGGGAGCCCAGUAUGGAGGUUAUCUCAUGAAGGCAGAGCAGAAGAGAGGGAAGAGACAGACUGGGCGUGAAAUGAAGAGAAAGAUUCUAGCGGAGCGGCACAAACCCAUAGCCACUGAUAACAUGAAUGAAAACCAGCUAAAGGAGAAAGCAAAAGAGCUUACAGACUGGAUGUACCAGCUAGAGUCGGAAAAGUUUGAUCUCAUGGAGAAGAUGAAAACACAGAAAUAUGAGAUCAACGUCCUAUACAACCGUAUAAGCCAUGCACAGAAAUUCAAAAAAGGAGCCGGAAAAGGACGUGUAGGCGGUCGUUGGAAGUAAAGGUCCAUUAUGGUGAUUGUGCUCAGUGCUGGAAAAUAUUGUAUCCAUCCUUCAUGAAGAAAUCUUAUACACCAUGUUACGUCUGUUCCAGAUGACCGUCCAUAAUGACAUACCGCUGCUUGCAAUUGUCCUUUAAUGUACAGUUAAGAACAAUGUCAGCUAAAUGCAUUGUCAGUAACUAAGGUUUCCAUGUAGUUCAAGCCCAACAAUCACAGAAACGUUCCUUGCUAAAUAAAUAACUCUGCAAAAA